Parathielavia appendiculata is the source of this 2459-nucleotide messenger RNA. RefSeq names its product HET-domain-containing protein. The coding region runs from base 442 to 2310 and encodes 622 amino acids. The record is from RefSeq and is a predicted model, not a curated record. The transcript has a single exon. NCBI's taxonomy places the organism in Eukaryota, Fungi, Ascomycota, Sordariomycetes, Sordariales, Chaetomiaceae.
GCACGGCGGCUGGCAAUGAUUCUCGAAGAAUGUCGCCGAGCUCGGUUUUCCGAGGACGGAACGUCUAAGUCGCCGAUUCUUACCAAGCAAACUAGAAGCCGGUCUGUUCCUGUGCCGAAGCCACAAUCGCAUCGAGGUAUGUACACUCAAGAAAUUACAUCCCCUGGACUGGCAACGUCUCGACAGCGACUGGUACUCGUCGGGGCUUCGAAAGGCCGGCCGAUCCCACUACACGGUCGCCAAGACUCCUGAAGGGAAUGUCUUACACUUGAUCCUCGCGCCCACCGGCCAAUUGGGGUGAGCCGGGUGAAGGCUCACCGGCCUACCUUAUGUUCGCUCUCGCGAGCGGGGGUGAGCACUCCAAGGUUCUCCGCUCUUCAUCUGAAUCAUCGCAGGUGACCGUCAAGAAACUCCGACCCUGUAGAAAGCUUGAACAGAGCCAUGGAACUCUUCAGCGGAAGCUCUCGUCAUCGCCCUCUUUGUGGCGAUGAGAUUCGCCUGCUAUUGCUGCUGCCCGGCGGCUUCAACGACCCUAUUCAAUGCUCUCUGACGCACGAGUCCCUGGCCUCCGCGCCGGAAUACCAAGCCCUUUCGUACACUUGGGGCGAUGCGACACAAACAUCGCUCAUCCUGCUCGAUGGCGCCGAGUACCCGAUCACCACCAAUCUGGAGACGUCGCUGCGAUAUCUGCGAGACCCAAGGGGCUACAUUCGGCUGUGGGUAGAUGCCCUCUGCAUCAAUCAGCUUGACGUCCAGGAACGGAGCGCCCAGGUGCCUAGGAUGAGGGACAUCUACGAACAAGCCACCAACACAAUCGUGUGGCUUGGCGACUACCCUCCUCAUACGAAAGAGAGCGUGGACUCGGCCUUUGCCCUUGUGGAGAGCGUGUUUGGCCGGAUCCGCGGUGGUCACGCUAGCACUGAUACAGCUGUCCAAGAUACCAUCAAUGGCCGCGAAGCCGAUGUCCGUGUUCUGAUGGACAUUGUGCAGCGUCCUUGGUUCACUAGGGUGUGGGUCAUCCAGGAGAUUGCAAUGUGCAAGACGCCUGAGAACUACAUCGCGGCGCCCGAUGAGCCGGGUUUCGUCCUGGGCCACUCGAGAGUUCUCUUCACAAGAUUCUGUUUAUCUAUCGCCUUGAUGGUUCAGUUGUAUGGCUCACGCCAUCCGCCCGAGCACUAUCGUUCGAGGCAGCCCAACGACGUCGUUUGGAUCCAUGACAUGCGCCGGCUGAGGAAUGAGUUGCUGACGGGCCGCGUCGCCCUCACCCAGGCCGAACAGCUGGUCACAUAUGUGUCGCGGAGCGCAUUUGCCUUUGACGCGACGGACGAGCGGGACAGGAUAUACGCCCUCUUGGGUUUGUUGUCUUCCAAGUCCCUCCCUUCUCGGCUGGCGCCAAACUACGGCCUGUCUGCAGAGCGGGUCUUCUUGGACUAUGCCGUGUACAUGAUUGAGGAGACAAGGUACUUGGAUAUCCUGACCUGCGCCUCUGGCUCGCGAGCCGGUCUUCCCUCCUGGGUCCCUGACUGGAAAGACGGAAGACCCUGCGAGAGUUUCCAUGUCGGCCAAGUCUCGCACGUCCGUUUCUUAGAGGGAAGCACAAAGCUGGAGGUUGACUGCAUGAUCCUGAGCCGCGUGGACAAGGUCCUCUACCCCGUGGAAGUUCCCGCCGAGUUCGCCGGCCACGUCCACCUCGAAUGGGAGUCGGAUGAUUCCGCGGUGAUGCUGCCGCAAUCUCGCGAACAGAUUAGUCGCUUGGCAAGCUCAGUGGCAAGAGUCCAUGCUGUACUCAUGUCCGUGGAGACGAAAUGGUUCGGGUCCCGCGCGCUGGAUGCAAACCUGACCACGGCGCAACUGGACGGUUGGAUCUCGGCGCUCCAGAGCCUGCGGAACGGGUUGGACAUUGACAGGCCCCUGUUCCACGGCUAUAGCGGACGGCAACUUUACAGCAAGCUGGUGAACCUCGACAUCGAGGCCGACUUUGACUUCUUCAGCGCUCUAAGCGAGUACUGCGCCGCGAUCAAGCUCACGCUUGGCGCCUCCAUAUUCCAAGACUCCAAUGGCGUUUAUGGGAGACUAUUCGGAUACAAACCCAAAGCGAGGCCCGCACCCGACGACGCAAUUUGCUACAUCAAAGGUAGCAUGUACAGGUUUUUGAUACGGCCCGAGCAAGGUUGCUGGCGACUGGUUGGUGCCGACAUGGGAUUUCAUCCUGUUGUCGACGCAGAGAGGGAGGACGAAGGGAGUGUCCAGCAGUGGGAGGCAUUCUGGGCAUCCAACAAGCACAAUACUCGAAGGAUCGUGCUUCAAUAGGUACAAGCAACUAAGGUACAUACUUUGGUCUGUCUUGUUAACUGCCAAUCCGACAGGGACUCAUUACCUUACUUAGGGAAUGUGCCGUCAGAGGUACACACAAAUAUCGAAUGCUAACAUCAUUAACGAGCUACCAUCUUAGACAAAGC